Molecule: messenger RNA, 1368 nt
Organism: Bufo gargarizans (Asiatic toad)
Lineage: Eukaryota; Metazoa; Chordata; Amphibia; Anura; Bufonidae
Gene: SDR39U1
Product: short chain dehydrogenase/reductase family 39U member 1
Exons: 6
Coding region: 138-1040 (300 amino acids)
Source: RefSeq, a predicted model, not a curated record
CAAGGUCCUUGCCGCGCAUGGUAUUUAGCCAUGACUGUUGUAUAACUGUAGUAUUUAGCUUUUACCAUUGUAUAACCAGUGUGUGAGCUGCUCUCGUGUGCUGGGUAGACGGCAGCGCCGCAGUUCUGUGUACAGCUAUGAGGGUUCUUAUCGGAGGAGGCAGUGGGUUUAUUGGUCAGUCAUUGUCGCAGUUAUUGAAAAGCAGAGGGCACCAAGUCACUAUUAUAUCCCGCCAACCUGGGCAGGAGAGGAUCACAUGGACAGAUGUCUCCAAAAAGGGUUUGCCACCAUGUGAUGCAGUUGUGAACUUGGCAGGAGAGAAUGUACUGAACCCCCUGAAGAGAUGGACCGAGCAGUUCAAACAGGAAGUCAUUGACAGCAGGAUUGAGACUACGCGCACUGUUACUCAAGCUAUUAGCCAGUCUCCGAGCCCUCCACACACUUGGGUGGUAGCCACCGGAGUGGGAUAUUAUCCACCCAGUCAGACCCAGCAGUAUACUGAAGACAGUCCUGGUGGCAAUGCAGACUUUUUGUCUCGCCUUGUGAGAGACUGGGAGAGUGCAGCAGAGCUGCCUGGUACUGAGGGCAAUCCAGUCACCCAGCUGGUUAAAGUACGAACAGGUGUAGUUUUGGGUCGAAAUGGUGGUGCUCUUCCUACAAUGCUGUGGCCCUUCCGGUUGUGUCUUGGUGGUGUACUUGGUUCUGGAAAGCAGCCAUUUCCUUGGAUUCACAUUGAAGAUCUCUGCAGACUCUUAUGUCACACUAUUGAGCAGGAAGGAAAAGCUGGUGGUAUAUUGAAUGCAGUAUCACCCUCUUCAGUUGCAGACACCAAUGCUGACUUCACAGGGGCCCUAAGCAAGGCACUGGGACGUCCUGCCUUCUUAUUCACUCCAGGCUUUGCUGUUCAGUUACUGUUUGGGAGUGACAGAGCUCCAAUGCUUCUGGAGGGUCAGCGAGUAGUCCCAAAAAGGACCCUGCAAAGUGGAUUUUCCUUUCUAUAUCCAGACCUGGACUCUGCACUUGCUCAACUUUUGAGCUAAAUCACAAUAAAAAAAUGACUUAAACAUUGAUCUAUACUUUUAUUGGCUUAGGCAUCUCAUAUAUUUAUCAAGUCUCAGUAUGAAUUACAUGCACUGUCAAUUUUUAUUGUGGAGAUACCCAAGCGCUUUACUUGACUGUCUCCAUCAGUCCCUUAGACAUUGAAUGGAGUGAGACGUGUGACCGUUCUAUUCAAAUGCCUCUAGAAAAGGGGCCUCGGGACCUCUAUUUUAGUGAUUGGUCAGGUUCCCAGCAGUCCGACCCUCACCUAUCGUACACUUAUCAGUUAACCUGGAGAGACAAAUGUUUGUAAUAAAAGCCUUGAAGUGA